AUGCCAUCAUAUGCUAAGUUCCUUAAAGAAAUUCUUUCAAAGAAGAGAAGGUUGGAAGAGUAUGAGACAGUUGCUCUUAAAGAGGAAUACAAUGCCAUAUUACAAAAUAAGCUGCCACCAAAUCUCAAGGAUCCAAGGAGCUUCUCUAUAUCUUGUCUUAUUAGCAACAUGAAAAUAGACAAGGCAUUCUGUGAUCUAGGUGCAAGUGUGAAUCUGAUGCCUCUAUCAAUAUGUCAAAAGCUGGGUGUAGGAGAGCUCAAACCCACAAUAAUUUCACUGCAAUUGGCUGAUCGAUCUGUCAAGUACCCAAUUAGCAUCCUAGAAAACAUCCCCAUCAAAAUGGGAAAAUUCCUUAUUCCUGUUGAUUUUGUUGUCCUGGAAAUGGAAGAGGAUAUCCAAAUUCUUAUCAUCCUAGGAAGACCUUUCUUGGCAACUGCCAAAACUAUCAUAGACGUUAAGAAUGGGAUCAAAGAAGCUUUGAUUUCAGCACCAAUUAUGCAACCACCUGACUGGGAGCUGCCAUUUGAGGUGAUGUGCGAUGCAAGUGACUAUGUAGUUGGAGCAAUACUUGGACAAAGGAAAGAUAAGAAGCUCCACGCUAUUUAUUAUGCCAGUAAAAUACUCAAUGAUGCAUAA
Messenger RNA from Hevea brasiliensis (rubber tree), 636 nucleotides. RefSeq lists its product as uncharacterized. Bases 1 to 636 code for a protein of 211 amino acids. The record is from RefSeq and is a predicted model, not a curated record. NCBI's taxonomy places the organism in Eukaryota, Viridiplantae, Streptophyta, Magnoliopsida, Malpighiales, Euphorbiaceae. The transcript is spliced from 2 exons.